CGUAUGAACGUCUUAGAUGUGGCUGGCAAGCAGCAAUGGCCGCACACAUUAGGUUAUUCCAACUCAGGAAAAGUCUCGGUAUACGCUUGCAAUCUUGUCGUGGAGUUUCGUCAUUGCCUGAUUUGGAGACCAAACACCCGAUCGAUAAAUUACUGAUCGCAAAUCGCGGAGAGAUCGCCUGCAGGAUCAUCAGAAGUGCUCGCAAGCUGGGCAUCCGAUCCGUGGCCAUAUACAGCGAUGUCGAUAAGAACUCGGUUCACGUGCGUGAAGCAGAUGAAGCCUACAGGGUCGGAACGGCUGCGGCGGCCGAGAGUUACCUUCGUCAAGACAAAAUCAUCGAGGUUGCGAAGCACUGCGGCGCAAAAGCAAUCCAUCCUGGGUAUGGAUUCCUAUCGGAAAAUGUCGAAUUCGCUGAGCUCUGUAAAAAAGAAGACCUGAUUUUCGUCGGACCGCCAGUCAACGCUAUAAGAGACAUGGGGAUCAAGUCAACUUCAAAGCAGAUUAUGGCUAAGGCCGGAGUCCCCAUUAUAGAGGGUUACCACGGAGUGGAGCAAGACGACGCAAUUUUGCUCCAAGAAGCCAAGAAAAUCGGCUUUCCCGUGAUGCUGAAAGCUGUACGGGGCGGUGGCGGAAAAGGUAUGAGGAUCGCGAUGAAUGAGGCCGAGUUCGAAUCGCAGCUCGAGAGUGCGCGACGAGAAGCAAUGAAAUCCUUUGGAGACAACGUCAUGUUGGUCGAGAAAUUCGUGGUGAACCCGCGGCAUGUUGAAGUUCAAGUUUUCGGAGACCAACACGGAAACCACGUGUACCUAUUCGAACGCGACUGCAGCAUACAGCGUCGCCAUCAGAAAAUAAUCGAAGAGGCUCCAGCCCCUGGAAUCUCGGACGAGGUUCGUCGCCGGAUCGGCGCAGCGGCGGUUCGAGCCGCGAAAGCUGUCGACUACGUGGGGGCAGGAACAGUGGAGUUCGUCAUGGAUUCACAGCAAAAGUUUUACUUCAUGGAAAUGAACACUCGGCUCCAGGUCGAGCAUCCGAUCACCGAGUUGAUCACGGGAGUCGAUCUCGUCGAGUGGCAGCUACUGGUCGCGUCGGGCGCGUCGCUACCACUCCUUCAGGAACAAAUAGAGCCGAAGGGACAUGCGUUUGAGGCUAGGAUCUACGCCGAAGACCCGAAAAAUAAUUUCAUGCCCGCCGCUGGUUUCUUGAAGAAGUUGAGGGCUCCUGCCGAUGCUCGCGUCGACACCGGGGUGCAAGAAGGCGAUGAAGUCAGCGUUCAUUAUGAUCCGAUGAUCGCUAAACUUGUUGUUUGGGGCUCCGACCGACAAUCUGCUCUCGCGAAACUCAAACGCUCGCUGGGGGAUUACAUCAUCGCUGGCAUGCCAACGAAUAUUCCGUUCCUGAUGAAGCUAUGUUCUCAUCCUAGCUUCAGAACGGGGGACGUGCAUACGGAAUUCAUUCCUCAACACAAAGAAUCUCUCCUGGGCUUCGCGAGGCCAUCGGAUAAGAUGGUCGCCUUGUCUGCCCUAAGUCUCCUGCGGAGAAGGAAUUCGUUGGAUUUUUUCAGACUCAAUAUGGAACACAUCGAGAAAAUUGAGUUCAAGUACGGUGAUGGGGACUUCUCGGUCGAAAUAACCGCUCACAGUGAUGACAAGGAUAGCUUCACGGUUCGAUGCGGUAGUUUCCUUGAGGAAGUCAAGAUGAAGAUCUGUGAUACCGAGGGAGUUGCGAAUGUUCGCUGUGAGCUCGCUGAGGAAAUUUGUACAUUCAAAUGUUCAUUCGACGACGGUAGACUCAGUGUAUUCACCGAGGACGACGUUCUCUUGUUCGAUAUACCGGAGCCAAGCUACAUGGCUAAAUUAGCCAACAAAAUCGGAGUUUUCGAGGGCGGUGCUGUGGCCCCGAUGCCUGGAGUUGUCGAACAGGUGUUGGUCAGCGAAGGUCAGGAGGUGGUCAGAGGCCAGUCUCUCGUCGUGAUGAUCGCGAUGAAAAUGGAGUAUGUCAUCAGAGCUUCCGGCGACGGGAUCGUUUCGAAAGUGAUGUAUAAGAAAGGGGACAACGUCGCCAAAAACACUCAACUGGUGCAGGUCGUACCCAAAACGGAAUGAAGCCUCCGAGAAGCGAUGGAAGCGCAGAUGUGAGACGAUGUUUGCAAUGGGGAUAGCUCUUGACUGGGGAAACCCUUCACGCGCCAAGACAGGAUGGGCCUCAAGAAAUGGAACAAUACUCAACGCCUACUACAACGUAUGCACAUAUAAAGGUGCGGAAAGAGUCGCUUCGUCUUGGAAUCGGGUUUCACCCGUCGUUGUUGGAUGUAAGCAUUGGACCUUCGAUCUAGUUUGGCAUGAAUAGUCUCUCUGGUACUCUCCUAAUCUUGAGUACGGAGUCAGGCGAGUAAGUUCGGGUAUUCGCUCCCGAUUCGGAAUAAAUGAGUCCUCGAACAAA
Molecule: messenger RNA, 2439 nt
Organism: Galendromus occidentalis (western predatory mite)
Lineage: Eukaryota; Metazoa; Arthropoda; Arachnida; Mesostigmata; Phytoseiidae
Gene: Mccc1
Product: Methylcrotonoyl-CoA carboxylase 1
Exons: 7
Coding region: 36-2102 (688 amino acids)
Cellular component (GO): mitochondrion
Molecular function (GO): ATP binding; metal ion binding; methylcrotonoyl-CoA carboxylase activity
Source: RefSeq, a predicted model, not a curated record